CAUCUGCAAUUCAGGACGAGGUUUUUAAUCUUACUUGUGUGAAUCCAUCAAGUUCUCUAGAGAUGCCUACAACUGAUCCAGAUCCAACAUUUCAUAUGUUUGCAGACUCUCCUUACGGUUUCUACAUGAGAUCAACGUGUUCUAGAAAAUGGAAUUCUGACGACGCCAGCAAAGCGAUCAGACGAAAAUGCGAGAACGUCAAUGCGUCACUGCACGUUUCCAAUGCUGCGUCGGUGACGCCCGUCAGCACACGAGAUAUAACCUACAGGAACGUCUACUGUGCCGUCUGCAAUCACGAAAACGCCAGUGACUACGUUCACUGGCAAGCACAGCUCUACUGUGACGUCGGCGAUCAAGACAUAAAGAUAUUCAAAGACAGCAUUACGAUGCACAAAGUAGAACAAUACUGCAGUAUCGAUAAAUUCUCUCCACCAAAAAUCAAACCCAGACUUCUAGAUCCUCUUCGACCUUGCAUAGCUACAACCCUUGUCGACCAAUGUUUACCCUACAGUAACCGUUCGUCACUAGAUGAAUACAACUGCCGGAAAAGACGCUGCGAGUCUUACACUGAUUACAUCUUUCAACCUCCAUUCGGACCCUACUUCAAGAACAUCGACUGCGCACUGUGUAAUAACUUUCACGUUGAGGAACUAAGUUGUGAAAAGCAACUCAAUCGUCAUCCUAGUACGAUUGUGGGGGAUGGUAAUGCGCCCUAUUUGAGAUCAUUUUCCGCAUUGCUGGGUUUCAGCGGGAGCGGGAAAAUGUCGUUUGAAGCGUUCCACACAACGACCGUGUUGAAGCGAUGUCAAGUCGGACGGGUCUUUGACACGACAAGAAUGCAGUGUGUAGAUCUCGUCUGUCCGCCAGGUUUCCAUCUAGACCGACACGUCUGUCAACCAUCCUUACCGAUUGCGGUAGUUGUCCAGUUUACUUUGCUUUCUAACGCAACGAUACAACAAUUCGAAAACAUCGCUGGUCCUUCUCUUCAAGACGAAAUUCACAGAACACUGGAAAAGCUGUUAGUCAACGCUUCUGUAAAACAAGUGAGCAUCUUUAUAGAUACCAUCAACUCUAGUCUAGUAAUAUCCUCGUUACUUGAAGUGCCCAACAACGACAACCCAAUUGCACAAAUAGAAACAAAAAUCAGAAAAAUCCAAUUCUAUUACGCGGGAAUUUGGUUCAAAUCCGCUCGCUCUUUUACUGUCAGCGUUGCCACACCAAAUGCUGGUAAUCGCUUGAAGUGCGACGCAUACAUCGCCAUCAACGAAUCAGAAUACCAAAUCCUUACCAACAAAUCCCUCCUUCACACCACCAGCAACACUCUCCUCCAACCCUCAGACUACGUCCUCUCAAACGGCACCAUCAUUCGAUGCAACCAAUACAAUCGAACGUACACGAACAACGUGACGACCUCUGUCCACACGUGGGACUACACCGAGCCCAUCCACUUCGUCUCCGCCGUCGCCGCCGCCGUCCUCGUCUUCUCCGGCGCCUCCCUCUUCGUCACCUACAUGCUCUUCGAAAAACUUCGAACUCUCCCAGGAAAAUGUACGAUGAACUAUGGACUUGCUAUUGCCAUUUCGCAGUUGUUCUUCAUUGUCGCGCCUGGAAUGACGGCAAACCAGGACGUGUGCACGGCGAUGGGACUUUGUCUUCACUACUUCAUGCUUUGUCAGUUCACGUGGUCGAGCAUACUGGCAACCAACCUGAUCAAGACGUUUGUCUUUCGUCGUUUGUUACGCGAUACGCAGUCAAAGCAAUCGCAAUCUCGCAGCUACACUCUUUAUUGUGUCUACGGAUGGGGAGCUCCGUUCGUCAUGUCGAUGACUGCUCUCAUAUUGGAUCAGAAGACGGACGUCGAUAUCUACUUCGCCAGCAGCCACUUAUGUUGGCUUCAACCCGAAGACGCGAAUCUCGUCGCCUUCAUGGUACCUGUCUUCGUCAUUUUGAUGUACAAUUUCGUUGCUUUCGUCUUCGUCACGUUUUCCAUCUGUCGUCUGUCUAGAGCGGGAUCCGCCGCUCGCAGUGAGAUGGCGGACACGAAGGGUCAAUCGGCUAAACACACGAAGGUAUUUCUCGGCACUUUCAGUCUUCUCAGCUUGACGUGGAUUAUUGCGUUUUUGGCUUGUAUCGACGGUACGAGAACCUGGUUGUGGGGCGUUUUCUCUGGCACUUGCAUUCUACAGGGAAUAUUUAUCUUCGUCGUCUUCGUACUAAACAAAAACGUCCGACGUCUUUACGCCAAUCUGCUGCGAAAUGGAAAGCGGAGCAUGAGCUUCCGCGAUAGCCUUCGAAGUACGCGUCUGUGGAGUAUCAUGCAUUCGAGAUCGACGAGAAAAGAGAGGGGGGAAUCCGCCAGAUCGACGAGUGACCUCAACAUUGCGGUAGAGACGUCGACUUGAUCUAGAGACAUGCAUGCAGUAUAGUCGUAGUCUGAGUCGGCUGUGUACGCUAGCACAAAUCUCAUCGCUAACUAGUAUUACGAUUGCUUGCAUACGCUAAGCUUGUAUACGCUGAAAUACUGUACUAUGCGAAAAUUUAAAGAUGA
This is a messenger RNA of Corticium candelabrum, 2548 nucleotides long. Its product is annotated as adhesion G-protein coupled receptor G7-like. The coding region runs from base 63 to 2402 and encodes 779 amino acids. Gene Ontology annotation, cellular component: membrane. The transcript has a single exon. NCBI's taxonomy places the organism in Eukaryota, Metazoa, Porifera, Homoscleromorpha, Homosclerophorida, Plakinidae. Gene Ontology annotation, molecular function: G protein-coupled receptor activity. The record is from RefSeq and is a predicted model, not a curated record. Gene Ontology annotation, biological process: G protein-coupled receptor signaling pathway; cell surface receptor signaling pathway.